Molecule: messenger RNA, 647 nt
Organism: Trichomycterus rosablanca
Lineage: Eukaryota; Metazoa; Chordata; Actinopteri; Siluriformes; Trichomycteridae
Gene: cenpv
Product: centromere protein V
Exons: 5
Coding region: 98-532 (144 amino acids)
Molecular function (GO): carbon-sulfur lyase activity
Source: RefSeq, a predicted model, not a curated record
CUGACUGUUUAACAGGAAACUAAACUCCAGUCUGGUGGAAACGCAGCGGUUUUACCUUUGUUUUUUAGCCGUGUGUUUAAAAUAUCACGACAAAGCAAUGUCGAGCGAUUUAGAGGAACAAAGGAAAGCUCAGGGUCUGGUAAGACAUGCAGGUGGCUGCCAUUGUGGUGUUGUGCGUUUUGAAGUGUGGAGUGCUCCAGAUUUGCACAUAUUCAAAUGCAAUUGCAGUAUUUGUACCAAGAAGCAGAACCACCAUUUCAUUGUUCCUAAGGCCCAGUUCAAGUUGCUUCAGGGAUCAGAGAACUUAACAACGUACACCUUCAAUACACAUACAGCCAAGCAUACAUUCUGCAAGACUUGUGGUGUUCAGAGUUUCUACGCACCCCGAUCUAAUCCUGACGGGUUUGGUGUGGCUCCACAUUGCCUGGACCCUGGUACUGUAAAGAGUGUGACGGUUGAAGAUUUCUGUGGGGAGAACUGGGAAGAAAGUAUGCAGAAACAUGAGACUAUCAGAAGUAUGUCCAAACCUUGACCAGAAACCAGUUAACCCACCAACGUUCACACACGGUCCAUUUUGUGUAAAUGCCUAUCAAUGUUUGGAUUGAAUUGGGGAAAAGUGGUCCAUUAAAACACCAAGUGCCUUUAAA